AUGCCAGCCCGAUCUCUCUUGCGCCUAGCUACGGCUAUGGCAAUUCGUCAUGUUAAAGUUCUUGAUAAUUUGGGCAGUCUUCCUUAUGUCCUUGCACGUCCUAUCCUCCUCAAAGUCGACAACCCCCAAAAAUUGCAUGCCCUCGAACUCGCAUCCCCCCAGUUCGCAGAACACGACAAAGAAUUAUGGAUCGAAUUUAUAAAGCGCGAUAUCCCCAGCUGGGACCAAUACGAAUUACCGGAGGAAUCCAACGACUGGUAUCAAGUGUACUGUGAUCUCGGCGAACAAGUUGAGCGAUCUCUCGAAGCCGACGCCGAAAAGAUGAAGAUGGCCCUCGACGGAAUCACCAACCAGCGCGCCCGUCUCACCCCCAAGAUCCUCCCCCAAGGCAAAAGCCUACGCAUGGCCGGAGCACGACCGAGUACAAAACAACGCUAUGCAUCCUGGGAUCGCAAAAUGGGCGGCAUCAAACCCGUCCACGACCCAGCAGGAUGGGUCUUCAACGCCCCAAACCCUUCCAGAGACGGGGUCUCCAAGAAAAGGAGCAUAUUUGCACCACAAAGGCGCAACAACGCGCUGUCCGUCCCCAGCAAUAAACUCAACAACCGGGCUUCACAGGUUACAUAUGCCCCGCAAUCCCUAAUCGAAGAUCAUCGCCGCCCCGAACCUGCGCCAGCAUCGAGGAUGAAUGGUAACCCGGCCAUGAUCGGGUCCCGGCAACCCCCCGCUCCAUCCAACAACCACCCCUUGCCGCCAGUCCGAGGAGUCAGAGAGGACCGACUCCGGGCCUUGACUUCGGGCAAGCCACCUCCGCCGUCAACUCCCAAGAAGGCCUUGGUGAGAGCCGACCUCAAGCGUCCUGCCUCUCCUCCUCUGUCUGCCAGCAAGGCACCUGCCCCUUCUCACGACUCUUCCUCCUCGUCCUCCGUCCCGUCGUCAUCCGGGCCUCCUGCUCCUCGUCCCGCCGUCAUGCGUCGACGUCAGGAGCCAAGUAUAUUUAUGCCAGCUAAGCGAAAGCGAGUGUCUUGA
Molecule: messenger RNA, 1029 nt
Organism: Penicillium nucicola
Lineage: Eukaryota; Fungi; Ascomycota; Eurotiomycetes; Eurotiales; Aspergillaceae
Product: elongin A domain-containing protein
Exons: 3
Coding region: 1-1029 (342 amino acids)
Biological process (GO): transcription elongation by RNA polymerase II
Cellular component (GO): nucleus; elongin complex
Source: RefSeq, a predicted model, not a curated record